Molecule: messenger RNA, 1857 nt
Organism: Esox lucius (northern pike)
Lineage: Eukaryota; Metazoa; Chordata; Actinopteri; Esociformes; Esocidae
Gene: hgfac
Product: hepatocyte growth factor activator
Exons: 12
Coding region: 338-1855 (505 amino acids)
Biological process (GO): zymogen activation; blood coagulation
Cellular component (GO): extracellular region
Molecular function (GO): serine-type endopeptidase activity; calcium ion binding
Source: RefSeq, a predicted model, not a curated record
GCUUGGUGACCGACCGCCCCUCAUCCUGCAAAACGUUAACUCCAUGACAUCAAAGAUUCUCUCUUUCAAGAUCUUGCAUGUUUAAUCGUGGGCGUUUCGAGAAAUACAUGUUUUGCGUAGAUCAAUGGCCAGAACCAAAAAGGCUGUUUAAUGACGCAAUUAUUUGAGCGCGCGGUGUACUGGAUCGCUCUAGAAGGAUUUCCCACGUUCUCAAUUACCAAAAGCAGGCUGUGUUUUCUGGACCUGACAGAUAAAACGUGACACGGACCUGAUACAGGGUAUCAACUUCUAAAGCUUCGCGCACAGUAUUACAGACUAAACAAACCAAAAGGUUACGAUGAUAUACCUUGUUUUACUUUUCCUACCGUAUGUCUUCAGUGCUCGGAGUGAACGAAUGGUACUCACAGGAUAUGAAACAUUGAGUACGAGAAAUUUGACCAGAGAUAUUAAAAAAGUUCUAACAGUCGAUGGGAAAGAAUGUAAAUUCCCCUUCCGUCAGGGAGGAUCCAUUCACCACCACUGCAUCAGCAUCAGCUCAUCCAGAUCUUGGUGUUCUCUCACACACAACUUUGACCAGGACUCUUUGUGGGGCUACUGUUCACCUGAGACCACUCAACCCAGGGACCUGUGUCAGGUGAAUCCAUGCCAAAAUGGUGGCGUCUGCACUCAGGUCCCAAACCGACUAUCGUUUGACUGCUCCUGUCCUAAGAGCUUCACCGGGAGGCUGUGCGAUCAGAGGAAGUGCUUUGAAACCAUACACCUGAGAUAUUAUGACAAUGGAGAGUCCUGGGGGAGGAUUCACCUUCGCAACGUGGAGCGGUGUACAUGUGCAGACGGAGACAUCUCCUGUGAGAGAGUCCCCUACAUUGGCUGCAGCAAGAACCCCUGUGAGAACGACGGUGCCUGCCGGCUCCUCACUGCCACCAGGGAGGAGGUGUGUGCCUGCCGCGCUGGUUACAGUGGACCAUACUGCCGUAUUGAUUCCUCACAGAGAGUGGUGGUGCCGCUGCUGCCACUCAACUCCCCCGCCGAAACCAGCCCAGCUGAUCAGGCCAAGCCAGCCAAGAAGCCUGUGUGCGGGAAGAGGCACAACAGGAUCAUUCCGGGGCCCAUGGGGCGCAUCCUGGGCGGCAUCUCUGCCCAGCACGGCAGCCACCCCUGGAUGGCGGCCAUCUACAUAGGCGUUGACAGCUUUUGCGCGGGCACCCUGGUGGCCUCCUGUUGGGUGGUGUCCGCCGCCCACUGCUUCUUCCGCAGCCCCCUUGUGUCAAAGAUUCGUGUGAUUUUGGGCCAGCAUGAGUUCAACGUAACAACCCCUGACACCAGGACCUUUGGAGUGGAAAAGUACAUCUUUCCAAAGAGUUUCUCUGUCUACAAUCCAACUCUCCAUGACAUUGUUCUGUUAAAACUGAAGAAGAAGAAUGGCCGCUGUGUGAAAAAAAACAAGUUUAUACGGCCAAUCUGCCUGCCGGAUAAAGACAUGAUCUUCCCAGACCACUACUGCUGUCAGAUUUCAGGCUGGGGACACAAGUACGAGAAGCAGAAUCAAUACAACAACUUGCAGGAGGCUGGAGUGCGGAUCGUCCCAUUCAAGACGUGCACUAAGCCUGAAGUCUACGGCAACCACGUGACACCGAACAUGGUCUGUGCCGGCAUCAACCGAUGUGUGGACGCCUGCCAGGGUGACUCAGGAGGCCCCCUAGCCUGUGCAAAGGAUGAUGUCAGCUUCCUGUAUGGUGUCAUCAGCUGGGGCGAAGGCUGUGGAAAUACUGGGAAGCCUGGCGUCUACACCAAAGUUGUUAACUAUGUGAACUGGAUCAACACAAUUAUUAAGCGCAAGCCCAAGACUGAAUAAAA